GAGGGCAGGGGCGGUUGUUCACGCAAAGGAACUGCUGAAAGCGCCUUUUUUUUCCCUCUUUUUUUUAGGAAACAUUUCGUUUCCAUGCGUCGCCUUCAUUUCCCACGUGCCCGUUUCGAUUCCGAGGGUUCCCCCCGGCGCUCCCUGCCCCAAGGCAGCCCCGAAAAUGAAAGCAAGCCCGAGCCGCCUCCGCCUGCGCCACGCCGAGCCGGCCGCGGCCGGGGGGCUGCCAGGGAGGGCUCGGGGGCUGCCAGGGAGGGCCCACCAAAGAGGGCCCGGGGGGCUGGCGAGGAGGAGCCGUGCCCGGUGACACCGCCCCGGGAGGCCGCGGGAGGACGGGCCGAGGGCAGCGGCCCGGGACGGGUUAAACAGGCCGGGCCUCCGGCUGCGGAGGCCCAGCCGCGCCCCAUGGCGUGGGGCGGGCCCCUGUGGGCUCCUCGCAGUCUGCUCGAGGUGGUGGCCGUGCUCGCCGGGCUGGCAGCCGUCGGGGGGCUCGCCGUUGUCUUCUACAUUGAAGUAGUCAUGGGACAAAAAAUAUGUCCUAAGGAGAGAGAAAACUAUGUGGCAUCCUUAGUGCUGAGUGCAGUUGGUGACACGCUGGGCUAUUACAAUGGGAGGUGGGAGUUCCAGAAGAGUGGCCCAGUCAUCCACAAGGAGCUGGCAGAGAUGGGGGGACUGGGCAACUUCAGCAUCCAAGGCUGGAGAGUCAGCGAUGAUACCGUGAUGCACUUGGCCACGGCCGAAGCCCUGGUAGCUGCCGGGAAAAACCCAAGCUUACCACAUCUCUACACUCUGCUUGCAAAGAACUACAAGGAGUGCAUGAAUGACAUGGAGGGCAGAGCUCCAGGCGCCAUGUCUCUGGAAAGCACCAUGAAGCUGGACCCGGGGCGGCCGGACGGCUGGAGGAUCCCGUUCAGCCCCCGGGCGGGAGGCUGCGGGGGUGCCAUGCGCGCCAUGUGCAUCGGGCUGCGUUUCUACGACCCCGCUCAGCUGGAAACCCUUGUGAAAGUCAGCAUCGAGAGCGGCCGCAUGACCCACCACCACCCCACCGGCUACCUGGGGGCCCUGGCCUCGGCCCUCUUCACGGCUUAUGCAGUGAACAGCGUACCCCCCCCGGCCUGGGGGAAGGGGCUGAUGGACGUGCUGCCCCAGGCAAAAGCCUACGUGCAGGACUCCGGCUUCUUCGUGAAGGAGAACAUGGAGCACUGGUAUUACUUCGAAGAGCAGUGGAGAAAAUACCUGGAGGAGAGAGGCAUCGCGGACGGGGUCUCGCCGCCCACGUUCCCGCCCAAGUACGGCGUGGAAGAGAGAGACUCGUUCUACACCUCGCUCAGCUACAGCGGCUGGGCGGGCAGCAGCGGGCACGACGCGCCCAUGAUCGCCUACGACGCCCUGCUGGGCGCGGGGGACUCCUGGACGGAGCUGGCCCACCGCGCCUUCUUCCACGGGGGCGACAGCGACUCCACUGCUGCCAUCGCCGCCAGCUGGUGGGGCGUCAUUCACGGCUUCCAGGGCGUUCCCCCCUCCCUCUACGCCCACCUGGAGUACAAGGACCGCCUGGAGAAGGUAGCCAAGGGCUUGUACAGCAUCAUCUAGGCAGGAGAUGGCAGGGCAGCCCACGGGCACACUUACCACCGGCUGUGCCAUGCUCUCUCGCUUGGAUUGCAAACCCACUGGAUUAAAUCUCAUGAGUGUGAGCCAGAACCUUUUCUCUGUGUGUUGGCUUCAGGGGAAGCCACAUUGGCGUUAGUUUGGGGCUGGUGGUUUGAUGGGAGCACACAAUGGUCCCCUGAGGCAUCCCUCCUGUGCUGCAGGGUGGCUGCACAUUGUCUGGUCCUCAAGUGGAGCAGGAGCACACCCACUGCAGCCCUGCUAGUCAGGCAGCAAACCCCACUCAGGCUGCCCCAAACUAGCAUCCUGCCCCUGCAAGGGGAUCAGGGGGCACAAGCAGCCCGUUGUGUUUGGGGACAACAAACCUUUCUUACAAAAUUAUUUUAGCAGAGGAUAUUUUUUUGUUUUAAAUCAAUGUGGAAAAAAACCCCAAAUCCAGCCUCAAAGGUGUGUAAGCAGCACAUUUCACCCAGUUCCACACCACUUCUGCGAUACAGGUAGGAAUGCAGCAUGCUACUUCCCUAUUCCAGGGAAUGUGGGAAUUCUAGACUCCUGAUCAAAUCCUUACUUAAAGCAAAAGUGGGUAAUGAGAAUUAACAGGUUGCAUUUUACAUCAGCUUCAGUAGUGAAUUAUAUUCUGCUUUCAUCAAGGUUACUAAAGGUAAUUUGCUUAACAUUUGCUAUGCAUAAUUCUAUUAAAAUAAGGGUUUUCUUCAAAUCCAGACGAUGACACAGUAAAGUACUUACUGCUUGCAGAACAAUUUCAAAAACAGUGUUUCCCAUUCAAUAAAAAGACCUGACAGGCCUCUGUUAAA
This is a messenger RNA of Corvus hawaiiensis (hawaiian crow), 2426 nucleotides long. It is a transcript of the gene ADPRH, whose product is annotated as ADP-ribosylarginine hydrolase. The transcript has 4 exons. The record is from RefSeq and is a predicted model, not a curated record. The coding region runs from base 85 to 1596 and encodes 503 amino acids. Lineage: Eukaryota; Metazoa; Chordata; Aves; Passeriformes; Corvidae.